AUGGACAGGCAGAAUCAGCCCACACCUAGCGUUUUUGACAAGAUUGGAACAUCAUACCAACAGAGCCCAGUUCCUGCUCCAUCCAAGGAUAGAACCAGACAGAAGGACUAUCUAAGGCCUGCUCAGUGCUCGGAAAUGGUAGAGCAGCCAAAGAAAGAAAUACCAAUUAAUAUGCCCAUAAAUGAAAAGACCUUGGCAACUAUCAUAGAAGGCAGGUGGUAUUCUGUUGGAAAAGUGGUACUUCCAAAGACAAGUUCUGCCAGAACAGGGAAGAAUCCAGAAGUAGCUCCUCAAGCAGAACAAACACUACGUCAACCACAAGAGCUAAUGAAGACGGAUUCUCUAGUCAGACCUUCCAUCCAUCCUCCCUUACCCUCAGUCAAUCAGCUUAAACCUCCACAAGUACAAGUUGAAUCCAAACCUAUUCUAGUAGAGGGACAAGAAGACUGGACUGAAGAAUACGAGGAGGAGCAGUUGGACUAUGAACCAUCUGCAGAUGACCAGAUUGGACUCCUCGAAACAGGAGAACAAGAAGAUUGUUCAUAA
Prunus armeniaca (apricot) is the source of this 546-nucleotide messenger RNA. NCBI's taxonomy places the organism in Eukaryota, Viridiplantae, Streptophyta, Magnoliopsida, Rosales, Rosaceae. The record is from the annotation of a GenBank genome assembly.